Prunus armeniaca (apricot) is the source of this 624-nucleotide messenger RNA. The record is from the annotation of a GenBank genome assembly. NCBI's taxonomy places the organism in Eukaryota, Viridiplantae, Streptophyta, Magnoliopsida, Rosales, Rosaceae.
AUGGUAAUUUUGGAGACCAGGAUUUUUUUUUACCACCGAAUUUCUCUCUCCUGCCUCACUCUUCUUCCUCGCGACACAGCCCCCCCUGUUUCAACCCGCCACCUUCUCUCCUCCAUAACUACCGCCACAGUGAACCACCGGCCACGAGACCGGAUUCGUUCGAACCGUCAGCCUUCCCCCAUCACUUCCCGACCAGCCUCAGUCAUCGCCGACCUCGGAGUUCAUCGGAAAACUGGAGAAAAUCCGCCGGUUUCAAUCAAUUUCACAACCUUCAAUCUCCGUCGUCCGCUACCAAAUCGGACGAUCAAGGCACUCGGGCACCAGUUGACCCGCAGGAGGGACCUUCCAAAGGUCCAGCGAGCUCGGACCAACCGUUGCCUUCGGAUUUUAUCAGUUGCCUUCGGUUUAGUCAGCAUGCUUGACAGCUGCCCCACGAGUUCUAUGGUACCCGGACUCGUGUGGAGCGAGGACGCGGAUCAGGUUGACCAAGGUCCCCUGAAUCCUGCGAGGUUGCAGUUCGGAUUGACUUUGUGUCACCGAGACCUGCGAGGACGUGUCACCAAUGGUGAUGCGAGGGGAAUUGACGGAUAUCAAGAAUUGACUGAAACAAAGGGGUACACCUAG